Suillus paluster is the source of this 1687-nucleotide messenger RNA. RefSeq names its product cation efflux family-domain-containing protein. Gene Ontology annotation, molecular function: monoatomic cation transmembrane transporter activity. The coding region runs from base 97 to 1569 and encodes 490 amino acids. The record is from RefSeq and is a predicted model, not a curated record. Gene Ontology annotation, biological process: transmembrane transport; monoatomic cation transport. Gene Ontology annotation, cellular component: membrane. The transcript is spliced from 5 exons. NCBI's taxonomy places the organism in Eukaryota, Fungi, Basidiomycota, Agaricomycetes, Boletales, Suillaceae.
CAUAAGCGGAGUCACUGGCAGUGCGUUUCUGACUAUACCUGGCCUACAUUCAUAUGUGUAUCAUUAGGCCGUCUCUCCCUUGCGACAAGUCCGGGCAUGAAGGCAGUUGUGAACUUUGAGCGUUGCUUCAGGGCUGUUCACAUUGUUCCGUACACGGCGGUAGGCGCGAUUCGGAUAACGGCAUUUCCAUACGCAAACCUUUUGCCUGUUGCCUCCCGGUAUUUUGCAAAGGGGUAUCUACGGAGUAGAACCUAUCAUUCGGACUUUUCACCAAGUCACAAGGUCCCUACUCUCUUGUUUAUAGAUAGUCUCAGGUCAUCUACGUAUUUAUCUACAAGGCACCUUGGGAUGGCAUACCGACGAUCAAACUCGACUCAGCGGGAUCCACAACGUGAAGAAAUUAAACAAACCGGCGAAACCCAUCACAAUGAUGCUCAUGGCAAACAUUCGCAUUCGAUCUUUCACUCACAUUCGCAUGACGAACACGACCACGGUCAUGAUGCAGAGCAGAUAGUACAAGCGCUUCAGACUGCUGGUGACAGAGGCAGUCGAAUAACACUCAUAGGGCUGUUUGCUAACAUAGGUUUGACUGGCGCCAAAGGGCUUGCUGGCUGGUAUAUGCACUCUGCCUCAUUGCUAGCAGAUGCCGGCCACUCCAUGAGUGAUCUGCUCGGUGAUCUUGUAGUCUUGUUCUGUUGGAAACUGUCAAGAAAGCCACCCUCGGGACGUUACCCAUAUGGAUUCGCCAAGUUCGAGACUCUCGGGACAACUACUGUAUCCUUACUCCUCAUCGGAGGAGCACUGGGCAUCGGCUUCCAUUCGUACCACCUGCUCGUGGAAGCACUGGCCACAACUGUCUCCAACGUUCCCCCGGGCCAGCUUCAUGACCUCCUCCAGCAAGUCACGUCUGUUGCUCAUAACGUUCCUGCCAUCGGGCACUCGCACGGUCAUACUAGUGUCCUCGACCCCAAUGCAGCCUGGUUCGCUGCGGUCGGCGUUGUAGCAAAGGAGUGGUUGUACCGAGUAACCAAGAAAGUUGCCGACGAAGAACAUAGCCCAGUGCUCUACGCAAAUGCUAUUCAUCAUCGCAGUGACGCGUAUUCGAGCGUUGUUGCCUUGUUUGCAAUUAUAGGAUCGUGGUUAUUCCCUGCAUUACCUUUAGACCCUAUAGGGGGACUCCUUGUUUCCUUUGUUAUCCUCAAGCAAGGUUUAGACCUCUUUGGAGGUGCAUUUGCCGAGCUUACGGAUGCUGGCAUCUCGGCAAACUCGCAACGAAAGCUGCUCCGCGCACUAGAUCCUCUUCUUUCCUCUCCAUCACCUCCAUCCACCUCUUCUUCUGGCAACGGACUCCAUGCAACCACUGAACUACUCGCUGUUCGACAUCUGAGAGCUAAGCGUGCAGGUUCUUUGAUUUAUGUGGACCUCACAGCCGAUGUGCCGAGCAAUAUGUCAGUCUUGGCCACAUCACAACUAGAAGUAAAGAUCUUGCGGACCUUGCAGGAGGCGCGGAAGGAGAUCUCAGAAGUUCGUGUUAAAUUCCACCCUAUUGAGGAUGCUCCUCGGAGCUGAUGGAAUUCGUAUGCAUGGACGGAAAUUGUAUCAUCGAUCUAGUUUUUUUAUGACACUAUCCACAACAUAUACUUAAGCGUGGAUAGUUGCAGCUGGUUGCGUCCACCCAGACAUCUUC